Somion occarium is the source of this 279-nucleotide messenger RNA. The record is from the annotation of a GenBank genome assembly. NCBI's taxonomy places the organism in Eukaryota, Fungi, Basidiomycota, Agaricomycetes, Polyporales, Cerrenaceae.
AUGUUUCCAGGGUUUAGUUCAUCGUAUCCUUCCUCAAGAAUCAAUUGCACCGUGAAGCACGGUCAUUCUGAGUGCAUUGUGACGUUUCCCCCGGGCCCAUAUGACGCAUCUGUUUUGUGUUCAUCCUACUGUCAAAGGCUGCACCGCGUAUGGCGCCCUGAAACGCAACUGCAACGCUUCGGGCUAUGCCUGCUGAGGCCUGGAAUCUGGAGAACUGGACGCGACAUCACAUCGUCAUUGUCGUCACCACCUGGGAAACAUCACCUUCACCAAAUUUGA